GAGAUAUGGCAUGACCCAAUAUCGUGAAUAAACAGAGCACAAAAGCAGAGGGAACUCAAAAAGGGCCUGUGUGAAUUAGGGUUCCAUUGACAUCGCUCUCUUCACAAAUCUCACACUCGCUAUCAGCUUUCAGCGAUCGGCGCCAAUGGCGGAGGAAGCAUCGACUGGGGUAGUGAUUCGUUUCCAUGCAGCCAAGGGUUUCGGAUUUAUCAAGCCAGAUGAUGGCGGCGAUGAUCUGUUUGUUCAUCAAUCCGAGAUUCAAGCUGACGGCUACCGUAGCCUCCAGGAUGGUCAGAAAGUCAAGUUUCUAGUUGUCGAGAAGAACAAUCGGCAACAAGCUGUUAAUGUUGCCGCUUUAGAUGGAUCUACCGGCGACAGAAACCGUAAUCGCGAUGGAUACGGUGGUGGAGGUCGUAGAGGAGGUGGCGAUGGAUACGGAUUCAGCCGUGGCGGCGGAGGCGGAGGGUACAAUGAUGGUGGAGGUUUCAGGGGAAACAAUGGUAACGGCGGUGGGUUCCGGAGCGGCGGUGGUGGCGGCGGACGUGAAUGUUAUAACUGUGGUGGGGUUGGGCAUAUCGCAAGGGAUUGUAGUAGCAGCGCUGGAGCUGGUGGCGGUGGCGGCGGUUGUUAUAACUGCGGAGGGUUUGGUCAUUUAGCUAGGGAUUGUUCUCGCGGACGUGGAGUUAAUGGUGGCGGAGGUGGUGGCGGUGGCGGUGGUGGUGGAUGCUACACUUGUGGCGAACAAGGGCAUAUGGCAAGGGACUGUACCUCAGGAGGAGGUGGUGGGGGCGGCGGCGGCCGUGGUUUCUCUAGAUCUGGUGGAGGCGGCGGCGGCGGCGGCUUUAGGUCUGGUGGCGGGGGUGGUAACUGCUACCAUUGUGGAGAACCUGGACACUUUGCUAGAGAAUGCCCAACCAAUGCUUGAUCAAUAAACUAACAAAAGUGUAUCCUCGACAUUACUAUCGGCUUAAGAUUUUUGAGGUACAUUUGGUUAAUUAGUUCUUAGCUUUUCUUUUUUCUUGUUAAUUGAACGAUACAUUGGAAGUCACAUUCUAGAUCUUGUGUCUUAAUCCUAUGAAUAUAUUUGGAGGGCUGGUCCUUAAUCUCAGUUUUGUUCGUGAAGUUUGAUGUUUUCUCCUAUGUUACUUCUGUUGAUUAUAUUAUAUCAAUCUGGUUGAUUCUCUA
Lactuca sativa (garden lettuce) is the source of this 1185-nucleotide messenger RNA. RefSeq names its product cold shock protein 2. NCBI's taxonomy places the organism in Eukaryota, Viridiplantae, Streptophyta, Magnoliopsida, Asterales, Asteraceae. The record is from RefSeq and is a predicted model, not a curated record. Gene Ontology annotation, molecular function: zinc ion binding; nucleic acid binding.